This is a messenger RNA of Eucalyptus grandis, 846 nucleotides long. RefSeq names its product NAC domain-containing protein JA2L. The coding region runs from base 1 to 846 and encodes 281 amino acids. Gene Ontology annotation, biological process: regulation of DNA-templated transcription. Lineage: Eukaryota; Viridiplantae; Streptophyta; Magnoliopsida; Myrtales; Myrtaceae. Gene Ontology annotation, molecular function: DNA binding. The transcript is spliced from 2 exons. The record is from RefSeq and is a predicted model, not a curated record.
AUGGCGGAUACGCUUCCCCUCGGAUACCGAUUUUGCCCGUCCGACGAAGAAGUCUUCUCCUAUUGCCUUGCGCCUAAGGUGCAGGGGCAUGUAGUGUUUCCUGAAUUCAUCCGCGAGUUCGAUGUGUAUGAAAAGGAGCCAUGGAAGUUCUUCAACGAGAACGCAGAAAAAAGCUUGUACGUCUUCACCAAGCUCAAGAUGAAGAAGUCUAGAGUGGAAAGAACGGCGGGUUCGGGAUACUGGAAGGGGGCGAAAAGCACCGACUUCAAAGUUUGUCAUGGCAUCAUCGGUCAAAAGAAGCACUUGAACUUUAAAGUGAAAGAUGGUUCCUCUUUCGACAGCCAAAACGCCGAGAAAGGAUCUUGGAUUAUGCACGAGUACUCCAUGCCUAACCAAGAAAUUGUUAUGUGCAAAAUCCGAUUUAAAAAAGAAGGCGGUGGAAAACAAGGCACUACACUGUGUCUAAGCGUGCCAAUCAGAAUUCCAGAAAAUCAUUGGCUUAAGGAUUCUUCCGACUUCAACAACAAAAUCGAUGUGCCUCACCAAGACAUCAACAUGGAACCAUCGAAGACAAUGUCAUUGUUUUCGGGUCCUCAUGUCGAGUGGAAUCCAUUGGAUCGCACAGGUUCAAAGGAGGACAUUUUGGCUUUGGAGUCUCACCCGCGCUUGGCGAUCUCUGCGUCAGAUAUUGAGGAUUUCAUCAAUGUAGGAAGGCCAAUCGAGCAAAGCUUCAUGGAUGAUGCGACAUCCAAUGGAAUCGUGAAUUUACCUACAUCCACAAUCAUGGAAGAGGAUACCGAUGGUGACGACUCUCAAUGGAUACAUAAGUACAUUAAUUUUGAUUAG